ACAGAAAAUGUGUAAAUGCAUUUACGAGUCUGAAUUUAUUUUUUGACCAAACUUAAAACUCUUGUUUAAAGUGAUCUCUUUUUUGAAAAAAAAAGACUCGGGAUUUCAAAAUUUUCCAUAGAUAGUAUAAUUAGCGACCACAUAAUUUUAUCUUGUCAGUUUCUUCGCAGGAAAAAAAACAAGAAAAAAAAAAGAGAAAAGUUCAGACAUUCCAAUGAUGCCUCUGCUAACUCCGGCCGCCAACGGCGGCGGAGCGGUGCUCUCCUCCACCCACCACUGCUCCCUCAAAUCCGUCCACCCCGUCGCUCCCCUUUUCUCGAAACGCCGCCCCACUCUCUCAGCCUCCCGCACCAUCAAACCCCUCACGCUAGCCAACGCCGCCGAAUCCUCCGGCGGCGCCUCCGCCAAGCCCGCCUCCACGAGCACCUCCUCCUCCCCCGCCCCUUUUGACGACCAGGGCUCCAACCCGAAUCCUAUCUCGUUUGUGGGCCAAGAAAAGGUCCCGCUCGAAGGUGUUAUUCAGUUCGAGAAGCCGGACUCUUCUUCGCGUCUCGCUAAAUGGGGCCUUGUGGCCGUGUUAGCUGGCGGCGAUGUUGCAAUGUUGUUGUUGUUUGCGGCAAUUGGGAGGUCUAGCCAUGGAUUACCUGUUUUCGAUUUUGAAACCUUCAAAACCGCCGACCCUUUCAUUGCAGGGUGGUUUUUGAGUGCAUACUUUCUUGGGGGAUACAGCAAGGAAGGCCGAGGGAAGAAUGGUCUGCAGAGUGCUGUUGUUGCAGCUGCCAAAUCCUGGUCUUUGGGGAUUCCGUUAGGAUUAGUCAUAAGAGCACUAUCAAUUGGCCAUCCGCCACCAACAAACUUUAUGCUGGUUACUAUGGGAAGCACAGCUGUUUUACUUAUUGGAUGGCGAGCAUUAUUCUUCACUAUUUUCCCCUCCGACAAGGGCAAGAAGAAUGACGUGUACAAGCGUGGCAGCCCUUUUGAACUUUUUGAGUUGCUUACGUCGUUGGUGAGAAGAUGGUGAUGAGCACAGCAAUUCUUUCGACUCUAACCGCGAUUAUAUAUCCUCCUUGGAGGUAACUUUUUUGUGAUUCCUUCCUUUUGUCAUUGAAAGACAAGGAAAGUGUAAAUGAAGAGAAUACUGAUAUUUGUAUUAUUAAUACACAUUUCUUGAGAAGAUAGCUUUAAACUUCUCAAACACACAA
Molecule: messenger RNA, 1202 nt
Organism: Salvia miltiorrhiza (redroot sage)
Lineage: Eukaryota; Viridiplantae; Streptophyta; Magnoliopsida; Lamiales; Lamiaceae
Exons: 5
Coding region: 215-1021 (268 amino acids)
Source: RefSeq, a predicted model, not a curated record